Molecule: messenger RNA, 513 nt
Organism: Aureococcus anophagefferens
Lineage: Eukaryota; Pelagophyceae; Pelagomonadales; Pelagomonadaceae
Exons: 3
Biological process (GO): cilium assembly
Cellular component (GO): MKS complex
Source: RefSeq, a predicted model, not a curated record
GAGAUAAUGUUCGUCGGCGAAAUACUUCAUGGAGAUGGGUUUGAAAAUAUGCGAUUUGGCAUGGCGUGUAGCUGGCAGUUGAUAUGGGAUGAUUCGUGGAUACUGCUAGAGGGUGACGUCCAUGGGCAAACGCAAACGGCGUCGUCAUCCUUUGCCCAUUGCGCUCCAUGGAACCACCCUCUUGAUGCUCAUUUCGCGGCACGGUCUCCUCUUGGUUGGCCCAAGCUUGAGGUGCAAGUUCACCAACUUGACGAGCAUGGCUGUUCGCGCCUGGCCGGUUAUGGUUUCUGUCAUCUGCCGACAACUUCAGGUCCUUCCGAGCUGUCAAUUUGUUGUUGGCGGCCGACUGGAUCCAUGCGAGAUGAAGUAACAGAGUUUUUUGUGGGUAACACGGCGAAACUCACAAACCGCGACGUGAUAUGUACAAAGUCUGCUUGGGCAAAUCGCUGUCGUCUGGUUACUGUUCCAGUUGGGAAGGCAAAUUUCGGCGUAUCGUCCAUGUUUUCUAGAUGA